GUUUACUUUUAAAUUGCGUUAAAUUUAAAGUCCAGCACGUAUGAUGCUCGCCAUCGAUGGAGCGAAGAACGGAUAUAAACAACUCUAGGCAGUAAACUCCUGAAUAAUGCGGUGAUAGUUGUUGAAAUCAAAAGUGAAAGUGCUGUGGUGCACUCAGCAGUUAUUUGAUAUCCUUCUAAUUUUAAUUUACAAAAAAACUGGGAACACUUGCACUAUGGUGGGGAUGAUGAUGGUUAUUAAAGUCAUUUUAACUGGAUACCUCAUGACGUGCGUUUAUGCUGAUGGAGUUGCAGAUGUGGUACUCACCUGCACUCUGGUGGAGGAGGGAGGUGGACUUGGUGGAAUGGGAGGCGGUCACUUCACUCGGACUCCAGCCACUCUUAUUUUACGAGAUGUUGCUGUGGGCCCCGACGAAUCACUCGAAGAACUCACUCCGUUUGUUCCUCCCUCCAUCCCUGAUCCAGACCUCCUCCUGUUUGAGGCCGAAGUAUCAUCCCCUGAGAUCCCCAAUGCAAACGUGCUGCUCCAUGCAGACUGCAAUGAGCAGGAAGUGAUGUGCGAAUUAAGUAGUUACUCUCCUCGGGGAUUGGAGGAAAACUCAGAUCGGGUCUUUUUCAUGGUGUCCCUCAGUGUGGAUGAGGUUGACUUCAGCACUGCGCUGAUUCUGGAGACCUUGAAGGUGGAGAAAGACGAGUCAACCCUGAUGCAAAGCAAGCUGGGUCUUCCUCUCAGCCAGUCAGGAACUCUGCUUACCGACUUGAUAUUUGUGGUGUUCACCCACAUAAAGUCUGUGUCUGCCCCUCUGAGAAGUGAUGUUCUCCUCAACUGUGGCUUCAAGCAGCAGGACACGCCAUUAGCACAGGAAGUGGGCAUUGAGUGGCGUCUGCAGCACAGAGGUAAAGGCAGGAAGGUGCUUGAAAUGAAGAGGGCGCUGGAUGAUACAGAAGGCAGCACGAUAGUGGAUGGUGAGAGGGCCGGCUCAAGCAUAAAUGCUGCCCAGGUUGUUGGUGAGGGUAACGCGUCUUUGACUCUGACCACGCUGAAGGUUGGAGAUGAGGGGACCUACAUCUGUACAGUCAGUCUUGGUCCUUUCCACUCCCAGCAGGUCAUUCAACUUCGCAUUAUUCAACCUCCAGAUGUUUCCCUCUCAGUGGAGAAGUUGGUUUUAAAGUCAAGUUCGUCCCAGAAAUUAAGUUGUCACAGCAGUAAAUACUACCCACUGGAUUCUCACAUCGAGUGGUUUUCCCUCUCUCCUACGGACACAGAGCCACAGCUCUUUAUAGAUCAGGGCUCCCUGUCCAGUCAUCGGCAGCACGGUGAUGGAACGUUCACCCUGUCCUCUCACAUAGCUGUGCCUCCCACCACCGUCCCAGGAACUAAAAUCAUCUGCAAGGUCUCCCACACAGCUCUAGAAGAACCGCUCUUUGUUAGUGUGGUGGUGGAACCUCCUGAGCCUGAUUCCUAUUGGUGGAUACUGGGCUUCCUGAUCAUCACUGUACUGUUCUUCUAUCAGGUCAUGGGAUAAAUUUCACUUACAUCAUCGUGACUGGAGACUAGAAAGUUUCUUUGUGUCAUUUUAGUGUUUAAGUUAUUUUUUUAGGUAUUCCACUGGUUUGUUCAACUCUUCCAGCUUUCUAGAAACUGUAAAACAAAAGUAUAGAUUAAAACUUGUCUCAAGUGGUUUACAAAUGUGUAAUAUGUGAUCAACAGGUGUAUACUAAAAUUUAUAAAUGUGUACAAUGAUUUGUAAGUUUUGAAGAC
Molecule: messenger RNA, 1761 nt
Organism: Neolamprologus brichardi
Lineage: Eukaryota; Metazoa; Chordata; Actinopteri; Cichliformes; Cichlidae
Gene: tapbpl
Product: TAP binding protein like
Biological process (GO): antigen processing and presentation of endogenous peptide antigen via MHC class I
Cellular component (GO): membrane
Source: RefSeq, a predicted model, not a curated record